This is a messenger RNA of Acaulospora colombiana, 1242 nucleotides long. NCBI's taxonomy places the organism in Eukaryota, Fungi, Glomeromycota, Glomeromycetes, Diversisporales, Acaulosporaceae. The record is from the annotation of a GenBank genome assembly.
AUGGGUGAAAGUUAUGAGAGGGUGCACGAACAAGUAAAAGAGAAACCCGAACGAUGGGUAGUGGCAUCGCAAUAUGAAUAUAAAUCCUUUAAAUUCACAGUUUCCGCCUUUGGAUCCACCUGUUCUUCGGACUAUCAGGUUCGCACAAUUAACUCCUUCUCAUACCUCGGUUUCAAAGGUGAUAUUGAUUUAAAAAAUCCGCAAGUACAAUUUGGAGUUUUAGAAGAUUAUGGAUUAGAUCCAUACUUGCCUGUUCCGCCGUCGAGUCCUCGCACGAUUUAUUUCGGUCGAUUGAUUGCGUCGGGAAGUAGGGAUCUUGUUAACAAGUAUAACUUGAAAAGGAGAAGUUACAUUGGAAAUACUUCGAUGGACGCCGAAUUAUCGCUGAUUAUGGCCAAUCAAGCCUUGGCAACUUCGGGUAAGCUGAUAUAUGAUCCGUUUGUCGGAACGGGCAGUUUCCUAUUUACCUGUGCGCAUUAUGGGGCGUAUACCAUGGGAUCCGAUAUUGAUGGCCGGCAGAUUCGUGGUCAAGCAAGUAAAUCCUUAAAAUCUAAUGUCGAACAAUACGAUUUAAGCGGAAAAGUCCUUGACACAUUGGUAUUUGACAUAUGUCAUCAUCCAUGGCGGGAGAACCUUUUGUUUGACGCAAUUGUGACCGAUCCGCCCUACGGUGUUAGAGCAGGUGCGAAGACCCUUGGAAGGAAGGAUCCGUCAAAAAAGCAACCAACACCAGUAUUGAUCGAUGGUAUACCGGCGCAUAAACGCGAAGAUUACUAUCCCCCGACGAAACCAUAUGAAAUGUCGGAAAUGCUGGUAGACCUGUUGGAAUUUUCGGCGCAAUACUUGGUGAUAGGCGGUCGGCUGGUGUAUUGGAUGCCAACUGUUGUAGACAACUAUUCGAGCGCGGAUAUUCCUGAACAUCCAUGCAUGAAACUGAUUUCAAACAGUGAACAAAAUUUUGGCAAAUGGAGUCGAAGAUUGGUCACAAUGGAAAAGUUCAAGGAGAAUUUAAAAGGGGAACGUGCAAAUGUCAAUAUCAGAAGCCUCGACCACCUUUCACUAGCUCUUCAAAAUAGGGAGGAGACCGAAGGUCAAAACGAUCAUCAGAAAAGACCUGGUCACUAUUUGUUUCGUGAAAAGUCUGAAGAAAAAGCCAAAAGAAAAGAGACAUGGAGAAGAUUUAAGAACGGGGAAUCUGCUGAAGAGAAACCUUCGGCUGCCUCAUCAUCAGUCAUUCAAUAA